Messenger RNA from Magnolia sinica, 531 nucleotides. Its product is annotated as serine/arginine-rich splicing factor SC35-like. The coding region runs from base 1 to 531 and encodes 176 amino acids. The transcript has a single exon. Lineage: Eukaryota; Viridiplantae; Streptophyta; Magnoliopsida; Magnoliales; Magnoliaceae. The record is from RefSeq and is a predicted model, not a curated record. Gene Ontology annotation, molecular function: U1 snRNA binding; mRNA binding. Gene Ontology annotation, biological process: mRNA splicing, via spliceosome. Gene Ontology annotation, cellular component: precatalytic spliceosome; U1 snRNP; U2-type prespliceosome.
AUGGAGGAAGGGGAAAGGGAGAGUCGCUGGGAGCAAGUUUCGUCUAGGAGAAAUCGCAUUAGGCAACCCCCGUUCACCAUCUUCGUUGCGAAUCUUACCUUUGACACUUCAGAAGAUGAUCUAAUCUGGAUUUUCAACAGGUAUGGGAAGUUAGUGGGAGUGCAUCUUCCCCGGGAUCAUGUUCGUAGGAGAUCCAAAGGGUAUGCAUUUGUGACUUUCUACUAUGAGCAAGAGGCUUAUAAUGUAGCCAACUACCUCCAUGGGAGGAGAAUAGACGGUCGGAUUGUAUCGCUUGCCUGGGCCAAGAGCUCUAGGGAAAAAGGGAGCCGGGGUAGGAGGCCUAGCUCUGGUCGGAAUCAGCGAACUGCCCCUGCUCGGUAUCAGAGAGCUGAUACUCAAAAGUCGUAUGCGGCAGCUACAAGGGCAUUCCACCCUUCAGGCAAGACUACUCCUAUUCCUUCAGAGACUCGUCCGCUAGAUGAGUGCGCCAAGCCUAUCAUCAUUGAAAUAGAUCCUCAGCAGGUUGAUUAG